CUUCUUUUAAACAUUUCUUCAAACAUCCUAAACAUCCAACGUUCUAAAGCAUUUUCCUAAAGUUUCCCAAAAUCUCCCAAAACAUCCCAUGAAAAUAUCUUAUUUUAACAUUCGCCAAGUAACAGCGCAUACGGAAAUCUUGCUAUCGACGUCACACAUUGUCUGAGGCAACCCAUCUAUACUUACCUAACAAUGCCAAUGCCCUGAUAUCCAGCGGUCUGGGAAGGAUCUGACGCACUAGCUUAAGUUACAAGACGCACACAUGGACACACAUGUAAUGUCCGGGGUAUUUUCCAUCGUCCACGUCAACGGGACGUAGGGAUGGUAUGUACUGGAGUAGUAUCGGCAAGGUACUAACCGGGUAUCUAAUUGGUCUUUGACGAUCGCUGAAUAGAACCUGAGCUCACCACUUCAUCAAUACCACCUUCACCACAUCCCAAGAAAUACCUAAUACCUGAUACCUUACAGUCCAGACCAGACUCCUAACUUGGUUAUCGUUCUAUCAUUACCAUCCAUCCCGAAGAGGAUUCGGCUUUCCCAAUCGUUCUUCUAUAUAUCAGAUAUCAUCCUUUCGUUCCUUCUUUUAAGCAUUAAUUAUCAAUUCAAUCAUAUUUGUUCAUGUCAUAAUCCCCAAUUUCCUAUCCCCUAUCCCCCCCCUUGGCUAUGGAAUUUUAAUCGCAACUACCUAGCCACCCUACCAAGCCAAAAUGCACACUGCCUUAUCUUGGAGGAAGGGGGGCAUCAGCCUUCGGCCAUUUUAUACGACCAUAUUCAUUAUUACCCUCCUCACCACAUAUAGUAUAUUUAUUAAGGGACCAACAAUCUCGUCGAAGGAGUCCCCGUCCCUGUCUCCGCGAUCUGGUGAAGAAUGCCGCUUGGUUCACAAUGCCGCAGACAAAUGUGCCUUUGUAAGGCGCAAUUGCAAGGAUGACGAAGCAGGCAUAAUAGAAUAUUUAACCUUCUAUUAUUGCGACCUCGAGCGCGCACAACCCCUGGCUUUCAUUAUACUGGCCCUCUGGCUGGGUCUGCUGUUCACCACUAUCGGUAUAGCCGCCAGUGACUUUUUCAGCGUCAACCUUAGCACCAUUGCAACUGUGCUUGGUUUAAGUGAGAGUCUUGCUGGAGUCACCUUCCUGGCUUUGGGAAAUGGCUCGCCGGAUGUAUUCAGCACAUUUGCCGCCAUGGGCUCCAAUAGUGGAAGUAUGGCCAUUGGCGAGUUAAUCGGAGCUGCCGGCUUCAUCACCUCUGUCGUUGCUGGCUCCAUGGCCCUGGUACGCGAGUUCAGGGUUUCUAGGAAAACCUUUGUGCGAGACAUCUGUUUUUUUAUAGCAGCUGUUAGCUUUGCCAUGUGCUUUUUAGCCGAUGGGUACUUGCAUUUAUGGGAAUGUUCCGCCAUGAUCGCUUUCUACAUGUUCUACGUCGUCGUCGUCGUUGGCUGGCACGCAGUUGUCAAGAGGCGAAAAGCUCGGCGAGCCAAGGAGGCCCAAUCUCGCGGCCAUUUCUAUGCAUCCUCAAACGACCAUGGUGACGAUGCAUUAGAACCCUAUAGGGAUGAACCAGAUGACGAGGAUAUUCCGCCAGCAGAGCGUCGUAUAUCAUGGAGGAGCGGGUCCGAUAUCAGUGCAUUAGAGCGAGGACCCAGAAUUGAGGUUGGCUCAACCAAUGAUGACGAUGAUAGCGACCAUAGCCAGCAUGUUGCAGCGGAGGUGGCGAGCAGCAUGCGAGUGAAUCGCCCGCGUGGAAGGAGAAGUAACACCACAACCAUCACCCCAAUCCGUCCCAGUCUAGUCGGCGCGCUAGAAUUCAGGUCAGUGUUGUCAUCGUUACAAGAGGAAGGAAACCUACGAAUGCGGCCAAUACACCAUGGUCGUACCACUUCUGCCGAUCUCUUGCAAGAAGGACACGCUAUUAUUCGGGAUAAUAAGAGCGUACAAACGAUCCAGGGCGUUCAAGAUGCUUCUAUCGUGGUUAGAAAUCGCUCGCGAUCGUCCGGGGCCGUCCCAGUAACUGUUGAUGCCGACCUUACCCCUCCAGAGUCAUCGGGAGAUAGAGGUAGAGCUCCCAGCCCACAUACCAUAGGAGGGAAGUUGGCUCCUCCACCUAACGAUCUCUUAGGCGGUCUCCAUGCAGAGAGUUCGACUUCGGAGGACUUUUCCCAUAAACCACAGUUACAUCGUCUCCGUAUCCCAAGUCCCCCUCGUGGUAGUGCAGGAUCUUCACCAUCAUUAUCACCAUUCCCUGCAUUUACAGAAUCGCCAUUUGUGAUCACAGAAAACCCCCAACAACUCCCGCAUAUAAUGCUACCGCCCUCUAUUGAAGAGCGAAAUGCGUCUCUCCGCGACCUGGUUGAAAACAGAAAUUCAAGGCCCACUAGGUGGUGGCCCUAUCAGUUAUUACCCCCACCACAGACCAUUCUUUAUACUCUAUUCCCUACUUUACAAGGCUGGAAGAGCAAAAGUAUCUGGGAUAAAUUUGUUAGCGUAAUAUCUGUUCCUAGCAUAUUCUUUCUCGUCAUCACGCUGCCCGUGGUGGAGACCGAGACACCGGACGAUGAGAUAGAAGAGAGUAUUGUAGAACAAAUAGCCCCAGACCAAAUAGGGAACGUGGCAGCACCAGUGUCACCAGCUUCCUUCGACCCGGGAUUCUCUAUUCAUCCCGAAACGGAGUGGCAGCGGUACAGACGGCGCACAAGAUCUAGAGCAUCUAGUCGCAGCCGUUCACCUAGCCAUGCUAGCUUCAUUUCUCUGAAUGCCCCUAACGACGCGCAAACCAACGAUGAGCAAGGAUCAGACCAACCCCAGGCGAUACCAGUCUUUGUCCCUGCAAAUAUACACGUAUCAAAACCUGCCUCGGAACCUGAACAGACAAGCUCAACGCUGAGCGAGGAAGAACAAGGAUGGAACCGCUGGCUAUUGAUCCUCCAGGUUUUCACCGGUCCAAUCUUCUGUGUGCUUAUCGUCUGGGUAAACAUGGCAGAGGAUCUUGACCAACCUCUCACUGUCCUCUGGAAAGCGUUGCUAAUCUCGCUUGCCUGCUCUCUAUUUAUACUUGGCUUUAUACUUAUGACUACAUCUUAUGAUCAUCGGCCUAAGUAUCAUUUCUUAUUCUGCUUUCUGGGAUUCUGUAUUGCGAUUGCCUGGAUCUCUACUAUUGCUGGUGAAGUAGUAGGGGUACUUAAAGCAUUUGGUGUCAUCCUAGACAUAUCCGAAGCGAUACUAGGCCUCACUAUUUUUGCAGUUGGCAAUUCGGUGGGAGACCUAGUUGCGGAUGUGACUGUCGCUCGACUGGGUUACCCAGUGAUGGCCUUAUCGGCCUGCUUCGGAGGUCCCUUGUUGAACAUACUGCUCGGCAUCGGCCUCGGGGGUGCGUAUCAAUUAAUAAACGCGGCAAAGGACAGGAAAAUAGAACAUCCCGAAGAACCGAUACUUUAUGAGCCGUAUCACAUACAAGUUAGCGGGACGCUAAUGAUUUCCGCCAUUACCUUACUUUUCACGCUCCUUGCGCUGCUCAUCGUCGUACCAAUGAACAGAUGGAUCAUGAACAGAAAGAUUGGCUGGAGUUUGAUAGGGCUCUGGUCUAUUAGCACGGUUGUGAACUUGGCUAUCGAGAUCACGGGAGUGUGGCAGGAAAUAGCUUAAGUGCGUUGCCCGACAAAGACGAGUUUAUGAUACAUUUCUGUCAUUACCUGUACGAUUGUAAGAAAUUGAAAUAGUUCGAGCUUAGCAUGGCGUUUUGGGCGAUAACAUUUAAAUGGGAUUUUAAUUGGAGAGGCAAUUUAUUUAAGUAAACAUCCAGUAGG
Annulohypoxylon maeteangense is the source of this 3799-nucleotide messenger RNA. RefSeq lists its product as uncharacterized. The record is from RefSeq and is a predicted model, not a curated record. Gene Ontology annotation, molecular function: monoatomic cation transmembrane transporter activity. The transcript is spliced from 2 exons. NCBI's taxonomy places the organism in Eukaryota, Fungi, Ascomycota, Sordariomycetes, Xylariales, Hypoxylaceae. Gene Ontology annotation, biological process: monoatomic cation transport; intracellular calcium ion homeostasis; transmembrane transport. Gene Ontology annotation, cellular component: membrane. Bases 708 to 3638 code for a protein of 976 amino acids.